AUGACUUGUCAACAUUGCCAGCGGCCUGGGUUCGGUCCCACGGCUAUUAUUUGUGCAUCGAUCGCUAUUGUUUCCUCCGCGGGCACUCGACGGCCUGUGGGUGUCGUCCUUGUUAGUGCGCCGAGGGCUCUCAAGGUCUCCCGAAGUACGACCCGAGGAUGCCUGAGCCAGCACCCCCUUCCCCAUUGGCUGCGAGACAAGAGGGCGGAUUGGGCGGCGGACAAAUCCUUCACGUUUCCUCCCACGCCGCCGACGGACGCCGCCCCAGAAGCACCACCCCCCGACUGGGGAUCCCACCAGCUGGGGAUGUUCAUCCACCCCCAGGAACACGCACCCGCGCCCCAGCAACAGUGCGACGUCAAGCCCAUGCUAGGGGGCCAGCAGAAGCCUAGGGAAGGUCCAGUCGGAAGCUACGUCGGUUACCACCAGGACUACCACUACAACUCUUAUGGCCUCAUGUUUCACGAGAAACAGGGUAGCCAACCUUCAGCCUCCCCUCAGCCGCAGGGCUCCCAACAGAACAGGACGAAGAGCAGAACAUCCGCCGGUAGGGAGUCACUGUUUGUCCCUAACAGAGAAAGGGGGUUUGCCACUCCACAAAAAUAA
Nezara viridula (southern green stink bug) is the source of this 606-nucleotide messenger RNA. The record is from the annotation of a GenBank genome assembly. NCBI's taxonomy places the organism in Eukaryota, Metazoa, Arthropoda, Insecta, Hemiptera, Pentatomidae.